Clupea harengus (Atlantic herring) is the source of this 1107-nucleotide messenger RNA. Its product is annotated as parvalbumin, thymic-like. Lineage: Eukaryota; Metazoa; Chordata; Actinopteri; Clupeiformes; Clupeidae. The transcript is spliced from 4 exons. The record is from RefSeq and is a predicted model, not a curated record. Gene Ontology annotation, cellular component: cytoplasm. Bases 516 to 875 code for a protein of 119 amino acids. Gene Ontology annotation, molecular function: calcium ion binding.
GGUUCUCGACCAAGAACCCUUACAAUGGUCUGCCCUGAUUUACUAAUGAGGAGGGAGGUGUUUCCAAGUAGAGAUGUCCCCAUAGGUUUGACAGAAGAGAUGCUAUGCUUGCUGUCUGACUCCUCAUCACAAAGCUGCUAUAAGGUUGCACUGGGCAAACACUGGAUAACACCAGAAGACAGGCUUCACUUGGGAAGUGGUGAGUCCUUUGCUGUUUUGCCGAUGUACUGCAUGUGUUGCAUGUCCUAAUCUUUUUAGCCUUUAAGAACAGAUUUGAUAAAUAUGCAAGAUGUUAUGGGGAUAGGUAAAUAUGUAAAAUAUUCUGUCAAACUCGCAGUGAUGCAAAGGCUGCAUGGCUGAUUAGAAUAUAUUUGCAACACAAGAUCUUAUGGUAUUCAUAUGUACAACAUAUCAAAUGGCUCUGAUCAGUGUGUGUUUGUGUGUGUGUGUGUGUGUGUGUGCGUGUGUGUGUGUGUGUGCGUGUGCGUGUGCGUGUGUGUGUGUGUGUGUGCUCCAUGUAUUUGUUCACACAUCAGUUAAAGGUAAAAAUGGCCAUUACUGGUAUGCUGAAGGAGGAUGACAUCAGAAAUGCAAUUGAAGCUUGUCAAGGACCAGACACAUUUGAUUUUAAAAGUUUCUUCAAGCUUGCUGGGCUGUGUAGCAGACCACAAGCAGACAGAGAGAAGGUGUUCGGAGUUGUAGACCAAGACCAGAGUGGAUUCAUAGAAGAAGCAGAACUCAAGUUCUUUCUGCAGAAUUUCCUCUUGGGAGCACGGGAGCUCACUGAGGCUGAGACCAAAUCAUUCCUGCUGGCAGCAGACUGCGAUGGGGAUGGCAAGAUUGGAAUGGAGGAAUUCUGCUCCCUGAUGAACUGAAGACCUGGCUGGCACGAGGGAGGAUGGCUGAUCACCUGUCUUCAGUUCUUCCAUUGACACAGAUAUUUGCAAUGACUCUCUUAAAGGAGUACAGGUUUAAAGAACAGAGGAGUUGAACCAAAUAAAGUCAUUAAAUCCUGUGGAAUGAUUACAUUAAAAAGAGUCUAACUUAAAAACAAACGCUUCUUUGUUUUUGUGUUUUUCAUUUGUUUACUAUAUUUGUGUGUGUGUG